AUGGCCGUGGACCUGAUGGGCUGCUACGCCCCGCGCCGCGCCGACGACCGGCUCGCCAUCCAGGAGGCGGCGGCGGAAAGUCUCCGCAGCCUGGAGCUCCUGGUGUCGUCCCUGUCCACCCAGGCCGCCGCGCCGCACAAGGCCGCUCAUCACCUGCAGCAGCAGCCGUUCGGCGAGAUCGCCGACCAGGCCGUCUCCAAGUUCCGCAAGGUCAUCUCCAUCCUCGACCGCACCGGCCACGCCCGCUUCCGCCGCGGGCCCGUCGAGUCGCCGCCGCGGGCGGCCGCGGCGCCUCCGGUCGUCGCCGCUCCUGUCCCCGCUCCCGCUCUAACCCUGGCGCCACUGGCUCACGUGGCGCCCGUCAGUGUGGCGCAGCCGUCGCCCGCCGCGCACCCGCAGAGCCUGACGCUGGACUUCACGAAGCCGAACCUGACCAUGUCGGGCGCCACGUCCGUCACCUCCACGUCGUUCUUCUCGUCGGUGACGGCCGGCGAGGGCAGCGUCUCCAAGGGCCGGAGCCUGAUGUCCUCCGGCAAGCCGCCGCUGUCCGGCCACAAGCGGAAGCCCUGCGCCGGCGCGCACUCCGAGGCCACCACAAACGGCAGCCGCUGCCACUGCUCCAAGAGAAGGAAAAACCGCGUGAAGAGGACCAUCAGAGUGCCGGCGAUCAGCUCGAAGAUCGCCGACAUCCCGUCGGACGAGUACUCGUGGAGGAAGUACGGCCAGAAGCCCAUCAAGGGCUCCCCCUACCCACGGGGCUACUACAAGUGCAGCACUGUGCGGGGAUGCCCGGCGAGGAAGCACGUGGAGCGCGCCACCGACGACCCGGCCAUGCUGGUGGUGACCUACGAGGGCGAGCACCGCCACACCCCCGGCGCGGCCGGGCCGAGCCCCCUGGCGACCGCGUCGCCGGUCGCCGCCGCUGUCUCCGUCUCCGGCGGCAACGGGCAUGUCUAG
This is a messenger RNA of Miscanthus lutarioriparius, 957 nucleotides long. The record is from the annotation of a GenBank genome assembly. NCBI's taxonomy places the organism in Eukaryota, Viridiplantae, Streptophyta, Magnoliopsida, Poales, Poaceae.